CUUUCCAGUCCCGGCGUCCUCAGAGUUGCCUUUCUACAUUUAACUGCUUUCGACGCGCACAGUCACGGCAGAGACGCCCACCUUUCUACUUAUCGUCUCCUCCCCUUUCCGACCGUUUCACUCUUUAAUUCCUAUUCUCUAAACCAGGCCUCCCCACCCCUCGACCCCGCCCACUCUCUCUCCCCAAACGGAACUCGCGACAAGAUGGCCGCCGCAGCCUACGACGUCGCGAUGGACUACCUCUACAAGUACGCUCCUGGCGUCGCCGAGCACCUCGUCAUCUCGAACGCUACGACGACCAAGGAGCAGCUUUACGGUGACAUCGCUCUCUCCUCGCUCAACUGGUUCGAGCGUCUCUGGGCCAGCUACUACAUCUACAUUGGCAACGCCAUCCUCGCCACCGGCCUGAUGAGCUUCGUCCUCCACGAGGUCGUCUACUUCGGGCGCUCGAUUCCAUGGCUCAUCAUUGACGCCAUGCCCUUCUUCCACAAGUGGAAGCUGCAGCCCAACAAGAAGAUCACCAAGGAGCAGAUUUGGAAGUGCACCAAGGUCGUCCUUCUCACCCACUUCACCUGCGAGGCUCCCCUCAUCUGGCUCUUCCACCCGAUCUGCUGCUACUUUGGCAUGGCGACGCACGAGGUGCCCUUCUCGCCCGUGUGGCUCAUGGCCGCCCAGAUUGCCUUCUUCUUCGUCUUCGAGGACAUGUUCCACUACUGGGCGCACCGCGGCCUCCACUGGGGCCCGCUGUACAAGAACAUCCACAAGCUGCACCACGAGUUCUCGGCGCCCAUCGGCCUCGCGGCCGAAUACGCCCACCCGCUCGAGGUCAUGAUCCUCGCGCAGGGCACCAUCUCCGGCCCCUUCCUGUACUGCCUCUUCCGCAACGACCUGCACAUCCUCACCGUCUACGUCUGGGUCACCCUCCGCCUCUUCCAGGCCGUCGACGCCCACUCGGGCUACGACUUCCCCUGGUCCCUCCGCCACUUCCUCCCCUUCUGGGCCGGCGCCGACCACCACGACUUCCACCACAUGGCCUUUGUCAACUGCUACUCGACCUCGUUCCGCUGGUGGGACUACUCGCUCGGCACCGACGCAAAGUACCACGCGUACAAGGCGCGUGUUGCCGCCGCCAAGGCUACCGAGCGCGAGAAGAUCCGCGAGCGCGAGCUCGAGCAGGUCGAGAAGGAGGGCCAGGAGGCCGAGCGCAUCGUCGAGUCGUACGCCAAGCGUAAGACGGCGUAGUUGGUCCCUCGCCCAAUCCCGACUAUGCGGCGGCGGCGCGGCCGCCACGACCCCCCACACAUACACACAACUUAGAAGGCGUCUGCGCUGCGGCGCACGCGCAGCGUCAUCAGCCAUUCGUGCUAUAGAACAGCGCUUCUCCAGCACUGCAUACCCCAUACCAUCUAUAUCUGCAAUGUAUGCGAUAGUUUAGAGCCAG
Cutaneotrichosporon oleaginosum is the source of this 1441-nucleotide messenger RNA. RefSeq lists its product as uncharacterized. Gene Ontology annotation, cellular component: endoplasmic reticulum membrane. The record is from RefSeq and is a predicted model, not a curated record. Gene Ontology annotation, biological process: ergosterol biosynthetic process. NCBI's taxonomy places the organism in Eukaryota, Fungi, Basidiomycota, Tremellomycetes, Trichosporonales, Trichosporonaceae. Gene Ontology annotation, molecular function: iron ion binding; C-4 methylsterol oxidase activity.